CCCGGAUACCAGAAUAGACCCGCCCCCACUUGUGUCACUCUCACUUGUCAACCUCAAAUUUUGUUUUUAUUUCUUAAUUUAUUAUUCCACUCAUAAAGUAAGCACUAACAAUGCAGUAAAAAAGUACCUCGACCACAAAUUCAAUAACCAUCAAGGGAACGGCUUGACAAUCCUCGAAUCUGUGUAUAAUGUGCGAAAAUGGGGCCGAAUACACUGACACAGUUGACCCAAGGGUCCACGUAGAAUUAGAGCGUUUAAAUAAUGCCACUGAUGAAAUUAACAAAUUGGAAGUCGAAUUAGACGAAGCUAGGAACAACUUCCGCCAAUUACUAUGUGAUAGCACGGCCCGAGUGGACGCUCUGCGAGUGAAGCUCGGGAUGUGCGUUGAGAGGGCGAAGCCCUACUAUGAGGCCAGGUUUUGCGCGAACGAAGCGUUGAAGCAGACGCAAGUUGCGGCCAUGAAGUUUGAGAGGGCUAAUAGUGCACACAGUGCAGCUAGGGAGAUGGUUUAUUUGGCCGAACAGGGAUUAGGGGGGCGCACUUUAGAUCCCGCAUGGCAAGAAAUGCUAAAUCAUGCUACUCAAAGAGUUAACGAUGCUGAGCGUGAGAGAGGCAUUGCAGGAACUGAGCACAGGAUCGCUUGUAUGAAACAUGAAGCAUCUAAUGCUAAAGUACAAAGCUUACAAAAGGAACUGAAAAGGGCUAUCGCUAAAAGCAGUUUAUCCAUUAGAAGGUCCUUCAUGACAAUGAGUAAUAUUUUUGCACAACACGAAUUGGUGCUACUGCCCUAUUAUGAGAUGAAGGCCCACUUUAACCACCUCCUCGAGCAGCAGAAGUCCAAAGUUCAACACUACGAGUCUCAAGUGGCAGCCGCAAAGCUCACUUACGCCGAAGCCCUCAGAAAUCUGGAGCAAAUAUCUGAUGAGAUCCACCAAACUAGAAGAAAGGCCUCUUUGCUGCCUCCUCCCAACAAGCAAAGAAGCCAAGAUUCCAACGAGUCAUUCCUGGAUGAUGCUCAAGAGUUUGUAGAUGAAUAUAAGAGUCUUCCACAAACGUUGGGAGCCUCAGCUAGUCCAAUUAUGUCCAGGAUGGACGAUGUAGAGGGUUAUAAGAAUAUUAGGUUGAAUGGGUCGCCUGGAUCGCCCAUUGAAAAUCCAAGCGUUGCCCAAAGUCAUUCCAGUGAAUGGACUGAAAUUAAUCUGGAUUCUUCCAGUCCUGAAGACGACGUACCUUAUAGGAAAUUGCAGGGAGAGGAAGGAGAGAAGCCGAGAUUGAUCAGACAGAAAACUUUGCCCAAUCCGAGUAUUGAGAAUGAGUUCAGUUCGAUUAAAAGCAAGAUGAAACUGGAUACGAGCAUUUCGAACUGGAUCUCAAGGUCUUCAGCGAAGAACGAAGGGGAUUCAUUAAAUUCAAGUCGGCGACAGAGUUUAGAUAACAUUUUGGGUCCAACGGGUGAGAAGGUCAAAGAGAUAUUUUCCCAUGGCAUGAUGAUGCUAAACAUAAGCUCUUUGACUGAACGGAGGAACAGUGAACCUAAGCCUGGUUUGACUGAGGAGAAAACAAGAAGCAGUGCCAAGAAAAUUCCAAGUCCUUUGGAGAAAACUUUGACAUAUCUCACGGCAGAAGAGGAUAAUUCUGAUACUGAAAGCCUCUCCAGCGUUGAUAUGUUAAAUGAGGAUCAAAUAAGCUCGUUGAUGCUGGACAAAGACAUUGGGGUUGUCUGUGAGCAGGUUUUAGGGACGCCGAUCUCGGAAGUGGUUUCGUUGCCGCAAUGCGCUUCUUCUAGUCAUCCAAGCAAAUAAAUGAGUACAAUUAAUAAGGAAAGAUAUUAUUUUUUGGUCGAGUUAGGUAGACAUAUCAGUGGAUUUUAUUUUUGAGUUCUAGUCAUUUCAAGCUGCACAUGGACUGUAAAUGCAAUAAUACCUGCCUCUAGCUGCUAUUAUGAUGUAAUAAAUUAACGCUUGUAUCUGUGGUAGAGCUAGUCGAUGAGUUUAAAGCAAUAUUGUAAAAGUUUAAGAUUGUUAUCGAAUUUUAUCUGAAUAAAUACCUGAAGACAAA
This is a messenger RNA of Tribolium castaneum (red flour beetle), 2058 nucleotides long. RefSeq names its product SH3 domain-binding protein 5. The transcript has 6 exons. Bases 189 to 1802 code for a protein of 537 amino acids. The record is from RefSeq and is a predicted model, not a curated record. Gene Ontology annotation, cellular component: cytoplasm. Gene Ontology annotation, molecular function: protein kinase inhibitor activity. NCBI's taxonomy places the organism in Eukaryota, Metazoa, Arthropoda, Insecta, Coleoptera, Tenebrionidae. Gene Ontology annotation, biological process: intracellular signal transduction; negative regulation of protein tyrosine kinase activity.